AUGACAGCUCCCAAGCCUGAGAUUGUCCAUCUUGAAAGCGGAGCCUCUGUUGCAGAUGAAUUCGCAGGACCAUCGGAUCCCAAACUCGCAAUGAUGAAGAGCUCUGUAGCGGAUGAUGCUCUCCAGAUGGCUAUCGAUAGCCAAGGGGAGACUUGGACCGAGGAGGAAGAGCGUGCUGUUGUGAGGAAAAUCGACCUGGUGAUUCUGCCGCUGCUCUUCCUUGGAUCACUUGUUGGCUACGCAGACAGCCAAGCCUAUGGCUUUGCCGCUCUGUUCGGCCUGGUCGAGGAUCUCGGCUUGUUUAUCGCCAAGGUAGUUGACGGAAAGAUAGUGCUGGACACUACCAAAUAUCAGCUAUCUGCGGGAAUGACAUCCCUAGGUGGAGCAGCAGGGCAAUACCUUCUUCUAUUACCGGCUCAGCUUCUUCCAUCAGGGGUCGUUUAUGGUCUUAUUCAGUUUUACAUUGGCACCUUGGCGCUUUUGACCAUCGUCUGCAAAGAUACCGCUCAGAUCAUGGCGUUGAGGUGGAAAACAGCUGAGCAGCCCCUCCGGAUUGGCGUCAUUAUUGCCGGAAAUGCUGUCGGUUCGCUAGUAGGAAAUGGUGUCGAUUUUGGGGCGUUAAACAUUGCAGGGACUUUUGCUGCUAGCCGUUGGAAGUGGAUCUACGUGAUUUUAGGAUCGUGUGCGUUAUUCUCUGGUAUCUUGAUCAUUCUGGCUUUACCCGCAACUCCAAUGAAAGCAUGGUUUCUCUCGCCUCGGGAGAGACUCAUUGCAGUGAGCCGUCUCAUGAAGAACCAGACCGGCAUUCAUACCCGAAAGUUCAAACUGCGUCAAGGAUUAUCUACCUUUCUCGAUCCCCAGGUAUAUCUACUGUGCAUCUUCUCGUUUACCUUUUCUUUCUCAAAUGUCGCCGUUUCGAGCUUCGGCGGGUUUCUCGUUACAUCCUUUGGUUACUCUCAGCGUCGAGCUUUAGUGCUCUUCAUGCCUGCGUCCGCUAUCGCACUCGCUUGUAUUGUUGCGGCCGGCUUUCUCGGAAGUCGGUUCCCACGCCAUCGAAUUGUCAUUGCUAUUUUGUUCAUUCUACCCUCUUUGCUUGGAAACGUUCUCCUCUGGAAGAUGCGCCGAGAUAAUAAGUCUGGACUACUUGCGGGGCUUUAUAUUCAUUAUUCUCUUCUGGCAGCCAACAUCGCAGGACACUCUAAAAAGACAGUCGUAAUGGGCACAAUAACCGUCAUGGCUGCUCUUGGUGGGUUCAGCGGACCGUGGGCCUACCAGGGUAACCAGGCUGCUCAGGGCUACUUGGAUGGUCAGAUUUCAACCCUCUGUCUCUUUUGCGCAUCUAUUGCCGCUUAUAUCGCGCUUUGGUUCUACUACACAUAUACUAACGAGAAGAAAUCAGCGCGUGUAGAAAACGGGCCGAAUCAGGAUGCCGAUCCCAUGCUAGCAUUUAUGGAUUUGACGGACAAGGAGAAUCCCCAAUUCCAAUACACCCGCUAG
Molecule: messenger RNA, 1497 nt
Organism: Penicillium atrosanguineum
Lineage: Eukaryota; Fungi; Ascomycota; Eurotiomycetes; Eurotiales; Aspergillaceae
Exons: 8
Coding region: 1-1497 (498 amino acids)
Cellular component (GO): membrane
Molecular function (GO): transmembrane transporter activity
Source: RefSeq, a predicted model, not a curated record